Messenger RNA from Acanthamoeba castellanii str. Neff, 2277 nucleotides. Its product is annotated as LPS glycosyltransferase subfamily protein. The coding region runs from base 1 to 2277 and encodes 758 amino acids. NCBI's taxonomy places the organism in Eukaryota, Discosea, Longamoebia, Acanthamoebidae. The record is from RefSeq and is a predicted model, not a curated record. The transcript has a single exon.
AUGAAGUUGGUCGGACGCCGGUUCUCCAAGCUCGCCGUGCUGGCAAUGGUGGCAGCGCUCUCCUUCACUACCUCCUACCUCCUGCUGCCGCAGUUCGACCCUCCAGCCUGGCAGCAACCCUUUUUGCCCAGGGUCCAUCUCGCUGCCAGCUCCGCCCCCUGCGCCUCCACCAGGAAGGUCUUCGAAGACGAUGGUCACCAUCCACCCUUCAUCAAAAUCGAAGAGCUGCUCACCACCGCUGGCGACGUCAGCCGCCAGAGGCGUGCGCCCGGGUGUCCUCCCGAGGGCACCCUGUGCCGCCUGGAAGACGUGUUCGACGAGAUCUUCGUCAUCUCCCUGCCGCGCGCCACCGACCGGCUGGCUCGCGUCCGCGCCCAGCUGGCCGCGCUGGGCGUGCCCUACACGCUAGUCCACGCCCUGGAGGGCAAGCUCAUGGCCGGCGCCCACCACCUGGCCAAACUCGUCAUGACCAAUCUGCCCGACCAGCACCCGGGCGUGUUCGCUCUCUACCUCACGCACCUGGGCAUCCUGGACUACGUGGCCCGGUCGGCGGGCCUCGAGCGGGUGCUCAUUCUCGAAGACGACGUCACCUUCUGCGCCGACUUCCCGCGCGCCUUCGAUGCGCGCAUGCGUCGCAUGCCGAGCGACUGGCGCAUUCUGUGGCUCGGCGGGAUGGUCUGGCAAGCCACCUACCAGAACGCCGAGGCGCUGGACCACUUUGUCGAUGUCGGCUUCGCCCGCCCGACCCGCAUGUCUUCGUCCUUUGCGCUGGGUUUGCGCCGCGAGUCCGUCGCCUUUGUGGCCGAGCAGAUGAUCACCUUGGGCGAGGCCAUCGACGAACAGGCCUUCGCCAAGGGCCUGAUAAAGUGGCCCAACCAGACCCUGCUCAUGUGGCCGCCCGUGGCCAUGACCAACCCCUACCACGGCUCGGGCCUCGGCCACGGUUGGAUGGAGACGCCGGCUGUGUGGGCGCGCGACAACGGAAUCGACCUGGCCAACUUCGACCUGGCGCGCGACUACCACGUCGGCGGCGAGUUGGGCUCCGACCUGCGCUGCGUCAUUGACGAACCGGCAACCGGCGGUGGAGGGGCAGAAGUGAAGGAGGAGGAGGAGGAUGUGCCGAUGGUGUCGGUAGUGGAGAAUGCAGCGGUGGAUUUCUUCGUGGGCAAGACGGAGGUGGUCAACAGCUCGGCCGAGUGCUGCGCCAGGUGCUCGCGCGACUUCCCGUGGUGUCUGGCCUGGCGCUGGUACACCAACAGCCGCAGGUGCGUGAUCUCGUCGGACACCACGCCGCGAGUGUGGUCGGAAGCGGCCGUGUCGGGCCGCAUGGUGCAGGAGGACAGCGUGCCGCGCGUGCCCAACGUGGUCCACAUCUUCCCGCCUCGCCGAGAUGACACCACCUCUGCCCGGCGGCGGCGACGGCGGCUGGACGUGUGGAGCUACAUCUCUGUGCUCAGCGCCGCCAUCAACACCGAGCCUGACCACAUCCGAUGGCACCAAGAUCAAGGCCAUGGCGGCGGCGGUUCGCUGCCGGAGGGUCCCUGGUGGGACGAGUGCACGCUGCCGCUCAUCUCCUCGCUACACCUUAUCGCGGACUCCACCACCGCCACCAGCGGGGAACAGAGGGAGGACGACGUGCGGCUCGGGGUGCUCAUCGACGAGGGCGGCAUCUUGCUCGACACCGACGCGCUCGUCGUGCGCUCGUUUGCGCCCUUGCGAGCUCGCCAAGCGGUCUCGCUCGCCCGCGACGGCCUCGACCGCAAGCUGGCCGGCGUGGGCGUGAUCGUGGCGCCUCGCAACGCCAGCUUUCUCCAUCGGUGGCGGGCCAAGGCGCGCGAUCAGCACCUGGCGGACGACUACCAGUCCCAGGCCGUGGCGCUCCGGCUGGCCGAGCGGCACUCCGACGAGGCCAAGCUGCUGUCGCACGCGGCCUUCUAUCCGCGGUCGUCCUCGCCGCACCACCUCAAGGUCGCUUACCAGGCCGACGACUGCGCGUCGGAGCACGAGUCGUUCUCGGUGCACCGGUUCAGUGCCUCGAGACCACCACCACCACCACCACCACCACCAGCAGCAACGGAAGGAGGAGGAGAAGAGAGCGCGGCGGACGAGCUGGAGGCGGUGUGGCUGGGCGAGGGCAGUCUGCAUCGGGUGGCGCGGGCCAUCGUGCGCAAGGCGCUGGCCGGCGGGCGGCUGUGUGCGACGGCGGAGAGGGAGGUGCGGCGGCUCGAGGCCCAGGGUGGAGCGCCCACGUGCGCUCCUCCUUCCGCUCCGUCGUGA